Messenger RNA from Bufo gargarizans (Asiatic toad), 7507 nucleotides. It is a transcript of the gene BMF, whose product is annotated as Bcl2 modifying factor. NCBI's taxonomy places the organism in Eukaryota, Metazoa, Chordata, Amphibia, Anura, Bufonidae. The record is from RefSeq and is a predicted model, not a curated record. The transcript is spliced from 4 exons. Gene Ontology annotation, biological process: negative regulation of autophagy; positive regulation of apoptotic process; apoptotic process. Gene Ontology annotation, cellular component: myosin complex. The coding region runs from base 100 to 690 and encodes 196 amino acids.
UCCAGGACACAGGGGGGGAGAAGUGACUGCUCCUCCUGCCAAUCACAGCCUGUCCCUCCCCGGCAGCAGACACCGCUCGGUGCACUUACAUGCACUUUAAUGAACACAAUCCUCAGCCUCCAGGAGGGAGACUCUCAGGACAGGAUGGAGCAUAGAUGGAGUUCAGAUGAGCUGGAUGAUGAUGUGUUUUAUCCAGAUGAUUUUGAGUUCUCCAGGGAACCUUUAACGUCAUCAACUUCAAUGUUCAGUCCGAGCCCUCCGUACAAUUGUCUCCUGGGCCGGUUCCAUCUCUUCACUGUAUCUCACUGCUGUGGUCCAGGAUGCAGGAUUACAGAGUCCAAAGACAAAGCUACUCAGACCUUAGAGCCGUCUUCUCUUAAUGGUGAUGUCAUGUUACCAUGUGGCGUUUCAGAAUCUCCACAGAGACUUUUCUAUGGAAAUGCAGGAUAUCUCUUACACCCACCUACAAACUUAACCCUGCGGUUUGGAAGUGAGACAGGUCAUCUGAGGCAGGAGCAGAAUUCUGAGCGCAGGAUUGCUCGAAAGUUACAGUGCAUUGGAGAUCAGUUCCACAGACUUCAUCUACAGAGGAUUCAACAAAACAGAAACCAAAUCUGGUUCCAGUUAUUGGUCUUUUUUCGUAACUUGGUCAUCCAUCGUGAGAGGAACAGAGGUGGCUUCCAGAGGUGAACAUCACCUACGAGUCAAAAUCUACUCUGCUCUGGUAUCACUGGACAAUUCUGUGUUGGAUACAGAAGAGGAUGUUCCAGCAUCAUCAGGGAUUUCUGGUCAAACACUGUUGGGACAACAACUUGUGUUGAUAUCUGUGGAAUUGAACAGCAUUAUGGGUAAUUGAACCAGGCUGACAUGUUUUGUUUCUGCAGGUGAGCCUUGAAGGUUUUACACAACCAAACCUAAAUCUAGUAGAAGAGAAGAUGUGCUUUUAUUCAGCAGGUACAAGAGACAAGGAAAGAUCAGGACCUACCUCCAAAUAUAAUAAACUUACCCUCUUUGGCCAUCAUCAAAUCUUCUCACGAGUGGAACGCAGGUAGAGCCAAAAAACAUGUCCGUUAUCAAAUAUCUGAUGUUUUUAUGGAGGAAAGAGAACAAAAACUGAUGAAGAAGUGCAUACAUAUAAUUGUCUUUAUAUCUUAUACAUCUUCCUGCAGUAUCUCACAUAGAAGAUAUUCUUUCUGGGUAACAGUUUAAAGCAUCUUAAGAGGCUGAUCCGUGAUGUGAUAUUCACAUACAACCAGAUAAAACCGUGUAAAAAUCAUUUAUUAGAUGUCAAGAGUAUUACACAACAACCCAUUACAAAAUGGAGGUCCAGCUUAGGUUUGGAUAAUCCUUCAUUCCUCUGGGCUAUGUGAUUGUUCACAAGAGGACAGAGAGUCAUACCACCAUUGGAUCGUGGUGGAGAAGAACAGAAAGUUCCAGGUGAUGAGGCAUGAAUCCGUAACAGUGAGGCGCCCUAUUUUGAUUUUUGCUAUGGGGCUCCAUACGCUAUAUGAAGAGCCCUGGAACGUGUGUAUGUGGUUUUCACCUUAUUAGUACAAGAUAUUUUAUGUCAGUUGACUUUUAUUGUGUGUCAUGCUUUAAAGGGGACGUCCAGCCCCAUGAUAUUUUUUUUCGAAAGAGCUCACAAUGCUAUAAAACAACAUAAGAAGUAAUACUCACCUUAUUGAUACCCUGUUACCCAUGUUAUGGCUUUCCAAUUCUUAGUUCACGGGAUAACAUGACACAACGUGUGAUCGCUGCAGCCAAUCCUUAGCUGUAGCACUGACGGGUUGACACCCUUGAGAUCAGUGCUGAGGCCGGUGGUUGGCUACAGUGGUCAUCACUGGAACUGAGUGAGCAGAAACUGGUGGGAAGUAUCGGCAAUGGAGCUGCAGGUGAUUGGGAAAGUGAGUAUUGCUCCUUUUGUAACAUUACAAUCUCUUUGUAAAAAGAUUUAUGGACAACCUCAUUGAUUGACAUUAAAAGCAAAGAGAGCAAUACUGUUGACCUCAUGAAAGGGUAUGUCCACUUUUAUAAGGUUUCUACACAUAUCUUAACUUGAGUUGCCGGUCUGAGGUCAAGACGGUAACCGAAAGUACUUUGUUUCUACAGCUCCAAUAUUGCUGUGGAAAUACAUGGCUAAGCUUUGAAUUUCUGCUGCAGAAAUGUGGUUUUAAUGCCAAGGAUUUAACUGCAUAUUGGCCCCAUUUAAUGGAGCUUGUCCAUGUGUUGGUACCCAUCAUGUUUCUGCGUGAUUUCAGUGCAAUGUCGCUUCUUGAGAUAGUUUCUAAAUCCACAAGGAACAAUCCACAGCAAAGUGGAUUCCUAAUGAGGAACAUUGAGUGGCGGCAUAGACAUGGUGGAUGUAUCCUAAAAUAAAAUUCUACUGGUUGCCACUGGAAAGAGACAGCGGUUUAUCUCCAGUGUCAGACAUUUGAAUUCUUAGCUAGGUCCUAGCUGUGUAAUUGUCAUGUAAACUCCUACAAUGUCAACGCUGUCUGGUAGCAAGGAGCCAGCAGAAUACUGAAUUUCACCUUCCCCUAUCAAUUAAAGAGGUGUUCCGAUCUGGGAGUUUUAUGACAUAUUCAUAAGAUAUGCCAUAAAUGUCUGAUAGAAGUGGGUCCAACUGGUGGGAUCGGCUCCUAUCACAAGAAAGAAUGGAGAGCAAGUCCCACGCAUGACCACAAUCCUUCCACCUCAAUGGGGCAUGUAACUUCCAAAAAUGGCCAAGUGUGCUGGCUCGCCCAGAGUGGUUGAAUGGACAAGACACCAUGCAUGAACCUCAUUCUUGAGAUAGGAGCAGAUUGACCUGUCGGAGAAUCAUGGCAUAUCCUAUCACUAUGCCAUAAAAGUCCCAUAUGGGAAUACCCCUUUAAUUCAUAAGGGACGGCACUUUCUUACACAGUGCUCUGUGAGAAGAUUUUGCUACCUUGAUAAUAGGUUGCAUGUAUAAACCCACUUAUCAUACAGCUUCAUGGUUGUAUACUAGUGUAUUUACAUGUGCCUGUUUUAUGGUAUUUUUUGCUGUAAUUUUGUGAUAAUCCAAGCAAAAAAAAUGUCAAGAAGCCGAUACAUGAAAUACACCCUCUGGUUUUAGAACCACUGGGUAAGUUCUUAUGAAGACCACUUCCAGAGGGCAAUUGAUAAGCCCAUAUGGACGGUGUAUUUGUAAUAUAUUACUUGUACUUUAUUGUGUUGAAUGAGAGAAUUAGGAGAAUAUUCUCCUGAGUCAAAGGGGUUUUCCAGGACCUAAGGAUAGGUUAUCGGCAUCAGAUCAGUGGGGGUCUGACUCUCAGCAACCCCAUUGAUUAGCUUUCCUCACAAGCUCUGGUGUCUCAACCAGACACUGGAACUACACAGCUCUGCACGCUGCGUAGUGGCUGCACUUGGUGACAACAGUACUUCUCCCAUUCUAGUGAAUGCCCCCCCUAUCCUAAAGAGAGGUCAUCAAUAAGUUAGUCCUGGAAAAUCCCUUUAAUCUGUCCACAAUCAUUAUGUCUAUGGUACCAACUGAUCAGGUACGAUUAAUCAAAGCCAAUCUAUUCAAAUGUGUGUUAUCUGCUCUUUUUUAGACAUUUCCUUAAAGAGAUUGUUUCAUAACUGUCCUUGAUGGUAUCUCAGUAGAAUAUUUCCACUCAUGAGAUCCAGGUGCUAGCAGAAAAUAGCAGCAGCACUAGACCAGCACCAUCCACUUCAUCUCCUGUCACGUGGAUGGCCAUUGACCAUAACACUUUCUUACCACCAUUUUCUAGCAACUCACUCCUGGUUUUGGCUUCGAAAACUUCAUCAGGAAAUCUGACCUCAACCAUUAAAUUUGAUAAGAUAAUGUUGGCUUAUAAUAAGUAUGUGGUUUGGAAUAUUCAGAGCAAUUUUAAAAAAAAAGUGUAAAAAAGGUGUUCAAUCAAUGGUCUUUCUAGUGAGCAAAUGUAAAACCUAACAUCUCUGUGAAGCUCUAUGUUCUGGCUCAUAGAUGGGGUUAUCAAGCAUGGAGACUCCCUCUCUAUGACGUCCAUAUAAUCUACUAGGGCAUAGGAACAGAGGUUGUCCUCAUGGGGCAACCAUUUUAAUGUGUGUCAAUCAUUCUUAUUUUAUUGUGUUUUUUGUAUAAGCCAGUAGCACGUGUGAAAACAUGAAUCUUUUAUAUAUUAGUGGAAACUGGCAUCUUCGUCACCUUUUAGCAGCCUGUAGUUCAUCAUUCCCUGCCUGGCAGCUCUCUGUAAAUGCUCAAAAACCAUCUCAGUCAUCAAAAAAUCCAUCUAGUGUCAAAUAGUAAGUAGAUGGUGAAGGUUCCUGCUCACUGUUUUAGAAAAGGAGCAUGAGGGAGAGUGAUGGUAGCACGUGGGAGACUUCUGACUAGCUCGAAGUACAAAAAAGCUUGCCUAUUCAGAACGCAUGGCAAGAAAAAAAAACAGGAAGAAAAAAUACCCAAAAUACAUUAAAUAACAGCAUUAACGGCUGCACUACAUGCAACAUCUAGAAAAGCCUACGGUAGAGAAGGAAUGGAAGGUUGGCUACUCAUGCUUGGGUCUCUCCAUUCUUGUUUAUGGGAGUUAUGGAAACCGUCAUUAAGGGAUUCCCAUUCUUGAUAUAUUCUUGAUAUGAAGUCCCAGAGGUGGGACCCACAUCUGUGUCUGAGAUGGGAUUACCCCUUUAACCAAUUUUUUUUUUUUUUUCACAACAAAACAAACUAAAAAUAAGUUCAAAUUGUAUAAAGGCAAUGUUAAUCAGCUUAUUCAAUCCCGUUCAACGAAAUAUUGCCUCUUAUGUAAUUAAUAAGGUCUAUGGCCAUACCGUCAUUGAAAUCAAUGGGUCCGCACAGUGAUUUGUAGUGCACACGGCCGGCAUCCGUGUUUUACUGAUGUGUAAAAAUAAAAACAGCUACAGUCAUGUGAAUGCCCCCUAAGGGUGAGCGGUUUGAAUAUUUUUUUCCCCCUGAUUUUAAUUUCUAUGUUUGGAUGGCUGGGUACUUUAUAGGUGGACAUUUGGGACUGAAAAUGUAGUGUAUUUUAUCCCAGCUCAGAUGGAUUCAUACAUUUUGAACCCUUUCAUUAUGGGUGGUUGUAUCAUAUGAUCCCCAGUCUGACCACCAGUCCAGACCUAGCUAUUCUGUGUAGGCAGGAGAUCAGUCUCUCCUGUGUCGCUGACUUCCUGUAGGCAACAGAAUUCCAUCAUCUUCAAAUUCCUCCUGGAAGCUCUUAGAUCUCUCCUCUCCCCAUCUCUGCCCUCCAAAUUUCUCUGUAUGUCCCUCCAUGUAUAGAGUGCCUCUGAAGAUAUCAUUUCUGCCUUAACUAAGGCACCAGAUGUGCAGUAACCUAGUAACACGGCUUGUAAGGCUGAAAAAAGACGUCCAUCCAGUUCAGUCUGUUAUCUGGCAAAGUUAAUCCUGAGGAAAGCAAAAACCCCGACUCCAAUCAGGCAAUCAGAAUAAAUCCCUGGAUCAACGACCCCUCUCUAGUAGCUAUAGCCUGUAAUAUUAUUACACUCCAGAAAUACAUCCAGGCCCCUCUUGAAUUCCUUUAUUGUACUCACCAUCACCACCUCCUCAGGCAGAGAGCUCCAUAGUCUCACUGCUCGGGCAAGCAUUGCAGUCUUUGGUUCUGUCAUCACGUUCAUUGUUCACACGGCCGUUCUGCAAAUUCCCGUUUAAAGGCACUCUUCCAUUACUUUUUUAACCACAUAUUAACAACCUUUAUGUGAAUAUUCAAGGUGGACUGGUUUUCUGGAUAUAAUUUUUGGAAAUCACUACAUACUGUAUAUUCUACUUAUUGUCCUGGCUCUUCGACUUCCUCCUUCCUCUUUUAGGACUUUCUCAGUCAGACCAUUCACUGCGACCAGAGAGGGAAGGGGAUGAGUGACUCAAUUACAGCAUCACAAAAUACACUGAAACGUGCAAUAAUCUUCUGUGAACAUCUUUAUCUAGGCUUAUGAAUAGAGCUGUUAUGUUGUUAUCCCAAUCCUUCUGACUUACUAUUAUACUAACAGAUAGCAUUUUCCUCCUCACAGCAGCAGUAAACUAAACAAUGGGAUCCCUAGCUAUGUAGGAGUUUUAUUUCUCUGUGCUGACUGCUAAAGAAGGACAAUGUUUUGUAUUUCAUUUACAAUAGUAAAGUGCUGUUGAAAUGAAAAACAGCCAAAAAUUAUUUUAAAACAAUGUUUUCUAUGAUAUUCAGAUGAAAAAAUUAACCCUUUCUGACGUAAGUGUCUGUUUAAGUGAAUUAGAUUACAAUGCAAUACCAGGUAUAGCCACAAUGCAAUGUAUGGCGCUAUGCCUGGUAUACAGCGAAGAGUGCCUUCCCGCCAGCUGAUUUGCAUGGGUGCUGGGAGUCAGACCCCGGCUGAUCUGAUAUUGAUAGCCUAUCCUAAAGAUAGAUCAUCGAUAUUGAAGCCCCCUAAAUAUCCACCCCUAAACAUUUUCGUUUCUAAAGCUAAAUAGGUCAAAAUUUUGGCACAGAUUCAUUCUUAAAGGGGUUGGCCACUAUCUCAGUACUUUACACAACAUUGUUGGAGGCAGGGUAAUAUAAUAUCCCCCCCCCCCUGUGGGCUCCAGCCCCCAUUGUGCCCCCCUAAUUUCAGGAUGGCCGGCGGCAGCGCUGCUGAUCCCCCUUCCGCCCUGAUCUGUUUCAGGAUGGUCGAGCGGUUAGCAGAGUGUCAGCUAUAAUAUACAGCUCACACUCUGCUUGAAACGUCCGACAUUGGUGUUGGCACCGAUGUCGGCCCUUUAACCCCUUCCAUGCUGCAGUCCAUGGGGACCGCUGUAUGGAAGGGGUUAAGAGAUGGAGGGAGCUCCCUCUCCCAUCGGGCUGCUGCUGUUCUGUGGCAGCGGCCCGAUGCUUGAUGGGUUAACAGAGGGAGGGAGCUCCCUCCCCCAUUGGGCGUUGCUGUGGCAGCAUCCCGGUGGAUACAAUGGCAACCGGACGCCUUCACAGGCAUCUGGCUUGCCUUGGUAUAGCUGAUCAGGCUCCUACUAAAGGCACUACUGUGAGUGACAAUGCACUGCAGUACACUAUACAGUGUACUGCAGUGUAUUGUAAACCAUCAGACCCACUGAAUCUUCAGGAACCAAGUGGGUCUGGGUAAAAAAAAAAUGAAAAAAAAGUUAAAAAAACAAACCGUCACCUCAUCCCGGAAAUAAAUGACCCCCUACAUGAGACAAAUCGCCCAUAAAAUGAAAAAAAAUAUGGCCUUCAGAAAAUGGAGACACAUUUUCUAAAAUGCUUUUCAUUGUGUAAAGCCAAAAUAAAUAGACAAAUUAGGUAUUGCUGCGUCCGUAACGACCUGCUCUUUAAAAAUAUCACACACUCUUCCAGCAAAAGGUAAAUGGCGUAAAUAAUAAAAUAAAAAGUGUGCCAAAACAACCAAUUUUAUUGGUCUAUUUGCCCAAUAAAGUGUAAUGAUCAAAAAAAUAUAUGUACCCCAAAUUUUGACCAAUGAAAAUGUCAACUCUUUGCACAAAAAAUGAGCCCCUGCACAAGACAAUCGGCAGAAAAAUUUAAAAAAUAUGUCCUUCAGA